CCAAAGCCCACAUCAAUGAAAUUACAAACGGUCCGGUGCUGGUGACGUCAAAUCUGCACGGCUAAGUGAUCUUGCAUGUAGCCACUCACAGACUUUGCAGCGAAUUAUUUCGGAUGCGACAUGAGGUUUGAAGCAAAAAUCACCCCCAACCAACAUACGCAUGCCAUCCGGAAAAUCGGUCGGCUUUUUUACUUCGCCAGCAUAGCAGUUCGCUUUCGCCUCGAUUCCCCGCCGGUCCGGUACGCACACCGAAUGACUUGCGCGGUUUCCCUCUGCUUCCGAUCUGUUCUAUAUAAAGUCCUCAAAACAGUGUCUCCGGCUACCAGUAGCAAAGUUUCCGGUUGCAGAAGAAGUUGUCCCCACCGAAGGAGAAUUAUUAGAAGCAAGUGAAGUGAUAACGCUCGUGCCGUUUCUGGUGUUUUCCCGUUGGCCGCUGGCGGAACGAAUCUCUGAUCCAAGCAAGCCUAGCAUCCCAGAACAAGGGCCAGCCAGCGCCUACUUCAAAAGUGGCAAUCGGCGGAGUGGAGUGGACUUUUUAACAACUAUUGUGGGGCCCAUGCAAUCUAGUUGGCAGUGACCGAAGACAGGUGUGUACAGCACAGUGUGCAGUGUAUCGUCAAUAUAUUAGAUUACUAGCUGACCGGAAAUAAUACAUCACAGAGCAGUUGUAAUUCAAUAUCCAGCGCGUCCAGAUAGUUCUCGGAGUUCUGCUAAAAGCGAUUGGUAUAGCUAUGAUCAGCCAGCACCUACUUCAAUGGGCAAAUUUCGGAAAGGUUCUGCUGCUGCUCGUGAUAUGUUCUCUAGUUAGCAACAUCCAGGCGGAAAAUGCUUCCUCGGAGCAGCACCAGAUGGAGCACGUUGACGAGCCAUCGCAUGCACACACAGCUCAGAAACGAACGUGGAAGAAUCUACAAGGCGGUUGGGGUAAGCGAAACCCAACCAGCGAGCAACCCGAUCCCAAUGCCGACUACUAUGGGUACUCUGGCAGAAAUGACGAAACAUCGGAUUAUGGCAACGCCGAAAAUGAGCUGGAUAAGUUGAACAAGUAUCUGAUAAAGGGACUGAUCAAUCAACGGUUGGCGCAGUUGGACACUCAGUAUGACGGGUCCGACGAAGAAUAUCCGGUGGAAAAACGAGCUUGGAACAAGAUCAACGGUGGAUGGGGAAAGCGGGUCAACGCUGGACCAGCGCAAUGGAACAAAUUCAGGGGUGCAUGGGGAAAGCGCGAACCCGGAUGGAACAACCUGAAAGGACUGUGGGGCAAACGAUCGGAAAAAUGGAACAAACUAUCGUCGUCUUGGGGCAAACGGGACAGCGGCAAUAGCAAUAGUUACUAAUUAUCCAAUCCGCCAAUUACCGCUCACCGAACUUGUAAAUAUCCACGAAAUCUCUACAGUCUGUUAUAGGAUAAGUUGUUUUCGAUAUUGUAAUUUUUCUUUUGUAUACAUACAACUUAGGUCGCAUAUGCAAUAGCACAACUGGAAAAUGAAAUGCGUGAAGAGCUACAAUCUAGAAAAACCAGUGUAUUGAUAUUGGCCAUGAGGUGUUACCGCAACUUUCUGUUUAGCGACAAUGGACAUGCAGUGAACAUUAUCAUAUACUAAAAACAAAAAGAAAACAGUUUUCAGACUUACAGUAUCAGUGGAAAACGCAAAAAAUCAUGGAAGUGUACAAUAUGGAUGUCAGAAAAUAUUCCAACAUGUUACCAGUAUCAUAUACCCAUGCCGUCAGUAUUACUAAGCAGAUGCUGACACGAAGAUAAAGAAAAUAAAUAAAUUUAGCGUUUACAGUCA
Aedes albopictus (Asian tiger mosquito) is the source of this 1793-nucleotide messenger RNA. RefSeq names its product allatostatins MIP (gene Mip). Lineage: Eukaryota; Metazoa; Arthropoda; Insecta; Diptera; Culicidae. Bases 732 to 1337 code for a protein of 201 amino acids. The transcript is spliced from 3 exons. The record is from RefSeq and is a predicted model, not a curated record.